Messenger RNA from Maniola jurtina (meadow brown), 3366 nucleotides. RefSeq names its product myotubularin-related protein 10-B. Lineage: Eukaryota; Metazoa; Arthropoda; Insecta; Lepidoptera; Nymphalidae. Bases 381 to 2468 code for a protein of 695 amino acids. The transcript is spliced from 12 exons. The record is from RefSeq and is a predicted model, not a curated record.
CGUUGCGUCGCGAGUUGCGAUAUAUUAGACAUGUAAAUUCAUAAAUUAAAAUUUUACUAAUUAUUAUCCUGUAACCCAAGAACUAUCCGUAGAAAUGAUACUUCCAUAUUUAACAGUCUAUAAAUAGCAUAAUGCCAAUUAAGGCAACGGUGCAAAAAUGGUAAUCAGUAUGCAAGUGGAUAAUCUAUGUGUGUAAAGUUUGUAGGGGUGAUGUUAUCGAAUCUGUGUGAAAUAAACGCUAAUCAUGUGGAUAAUUGCUAACAUAACAACAUAGCGAUGAGUACUGUACUCAGUUUGAAUAUAUUUAUGUAAAAUAAGUGUAAAUAUUCGACGGACAAACGAAAAGUGUGUCAACAAUAGUCUGAGCCAUAUUGAUCAAAAUGAAUGAAAAAAAGGUGGUGCAGAACUUCAAGAGCUACAUCAAUGUGCCGCCAAUGAACAAUGGUGACAAAAAUGGAUCCUUACAGGAGUUGAAACCAAAGCUCUUAAAUGGCGAGCAAGUGGUGGGGCAGGCGCACAGCGUGGUGAUGCUGGCGCCGCUCAGCGAGCGCGACCGCGGCCGCUUCGGCUCACUCUUCGUCACCAACUACAAGCUCACCUUCGUGCCUCUCGACUCCUCCAUCAAUGAUGAGUAUGGACAAAGGAAUAACCUGGUAGGCACAUUCGACGUGCCACUCACGGGAGUCGGAGCACUGUGGCAAACUGACGGAGGUCUUACGAGGCGGAGACGACUCGUGCCGCGGUCCGAUGUACCGGCUAAGCUGAAAGGGCUACAGGUUGUAUGUAAGAACAUGAAAGUGCUAUCAUUCAACUUCACAAACUCGCCCAUCGGAAACGGCAGGCAGGUUGCAAUGGCGCUCUUACACCACGCAUUCCCGAAACGACACGACUUACUAUUCGCAUUCGAGUACAGAGAACCAUACUACCCCACUCUACCAUCAGAUUUGAACAUGUUCCAAAGACCAGGUGACUGGAAGAGGGAGCUGGAACGAUGUGAAUGCCCCCAUUGGAGGAUAACGUGUAUAAACGGGACGUCCGAUGCGUUUAUGUUGACUGCUGGGGAGACGCUGAUAGUGCCAAGUUCAGUACUGGACUGUAACUUGAUAGAGAGCGCUCGACACUUCCGGUCGGGGAGAGUGCCUGUGUGGGUGUGGGGGAGGGCGGACGGCGCGGCCUUAUUGAGGAGUGGAGAGUUGCUGCAGACCGAGCAGUCCGCCACUGCAGAAAGUGUUCUCUUAGAACAGGUUCGCCGCUCCCACCCCAAGUUAAAACCUCCACACGUGCUCUACUUAUGUGGCAACAGCUUUACCAGCAACACCAAUGCAAACACACUACCUCCGCUGAGUACGCUGAAUACUGCGUACAAGAAACUAGCGGAUCUAUGUACACCUACCACACUAUCCAGUUUUUGGAUACAAGACUCCCAGUACUACUCAAUACUAGAGUCUUCCCGCUGGCUGCGAUACGUAGCGAACUGCAUCGCGUUCGCGGACGACGCGGCCUCGCACCUCGCGAACAACCAGACCGUCGUGUUACAGGAAGGCGAUGGAGUAGACUACAGCGCAGUAGUUUCAUGCCUCACUCAGCUUUUGCUGGAUGAUCACUUCCGUACCAUAGCGGGCUUCCAGUCACUCGUGCAGAAGGAGUGGGUAGCACUGGGACACCCAUUCUGUGACAGGUUUGGUCUCCCCAGGCCAGGCAAUACGAAAGAAGAAACAGAAAGAGAACCCACGGUUCAAAUCGCCCCCGUCUUCCUGCUGUUCCUGGACUGUACGUGGCAGCUACAAAGACAGUUCCCUGCAGCUUUCCAGUUCACGGAGACCUACCUCACCACUCUUUGGGACUGCACGCAUAAUCACCUCUUCGACACGUUUCUGUUCAACUGUCCCAGAGACAGGGAACUGGCUGUAUCUAAGAACUUCGUCCAGCGGCCGCUGUGGGACUGGGGCGAGCAGUUCUCGGAGCAAGACAUCGCGCUGUUCUAUAACCCGCUGUUCGCGCACCGGACGCAGGCCACACCCGUACAAAGGCUAUACAGCCCUGACGUGCCUCAUUUGUUGGCAGCACAAGUAUCAAUAAGCAGCGGCCGUCGCAUCGGCGACAGUCGGUUGGAGCCGUGCACGUCGGUGGCGGGCGUGGAGUUGUGGUCGCAAUGCUACGAGCGAUGGUUGCCGCCGCUCGACGCGCCCCGAGCCGGCCCUGUGCAGUACUAUCUGCACCACUGCGCGAUAAAGGAGCAGAUACAGAAACUCAACGACAAGCUGUCAACCAUGUCCAUACUGAACCGUCACUCGAACGGUGAUACGGACCUAACCGAGCUCCCACCCACGCCAGAAGUCACCCGCUUCUACCCCUUCAGCCUGAGGAACAACGACACAGUCACCAGAAGCCUAGACUCCAUGCAAGUGAGUUUGAUAGACGCGAGUCAGUUAUUGGACUCACAGUCGCUGUUAAAUGCACCGGAUUAAAUCUAAAAUCUAUAAAUUUGUAUUCAAAUAAUAUAUUAUAAUAGAAUAAAGACUCCUACAUUCUUAGAAAAUGUUGAUUUUUAUCAAAAAAUGUUAAACAGUCAUUAAAUGUGUAAUGGUAGUCCAACUUAAUGCUGUGUUAUUUGUUCAAAUGUUUUGCCAUGUGUAGGCAAGCUGAUUGACAUAUUAUGUAUCCCUAUUGGUGGCAAGCGGGUAGCGCAAUACAGUACUGUCCCUUUUAUUACUUACAACGAUUGUACCUGCGCAGAAAUCUUGUUUUUGAAUGGCACGAAAAUAUUUCAGCGUAAAUUCAAAAACAAAGACUCAUGCUAUCUCGCUCAUGAUUCUGAAUUUUGUAUUCUCAUGAAUAUGGUGUGUAGGCAACAAGCAAUAGUGGACGCACGCUCGCUAUGAUUGGCUGAUUUUCGGGCGUUUUAAGAAUCAUAUUUCUGCGCAGGUACAUCGGCGUAACUUACAAAAGUAGUAGUACUGUAACCGUCGAGAGUGAGCUUUCACGUACAAUACAACGAUGUGUAUGUUAAAGUUAAACGGUCUUCGUGAGAUACAAUAUCUGUACCUGCCUAAGUAGGUAGAUAUAGAUGUAAUAUUUUUUUAACUCAUACAAGUUAGCCCUUGAUUGUAAUCUCACCUGGUGGUAAGUGAUGAUGUAGUCUAAGAUGGAAGCGGGUUAACCUGGAAGUGUUAUGGCAGUUUUUAUUAAACCCAUACCAUACCGCCUUAGGUUUUUACACGGCGGCACGGCUUUGUCGGUAUAAGAUGCAGAAUUAUAGACAAGUAGUAAGUACAUAUAAAUAAUAUGUAUGAUUUGCCUUUGUUGAGUUGAUUGUAUAACAUUUGCGUAGGUAAUAUAAAAUAGUCUGAUGCUAUUGUAUGAGUA